Messenger RNA from Rhinichthys klamathensis goyatoka, 3567 nucleotides. It is a transcript of the gene ighmbp2, whose product is annotated as immunoglobulin mu DNA binding protein 2. The coding region runs from base 138 to 3134 and encodes 998 amino acids. Gene Ontology annotation, molecular function: ATP hydrolysis activity; ATP binding; 5'-3' DNA helicase activity. NCBI's taxonomy places the organism in Eukaryota, Metazoa, Chordata, Actinopteri, Cypriniformes, Leuciscidae. The record is from RefSeq and is a predicted model, not a curated record. The transcript has 15 exons.
CAUAUACGCACACUUGUGUCACUUAGCAAAAUUGGUCUUUGACAUUAUAAACCUCUGAAUGUUUAAUAGAUAAGUUGCAAAUAACCAGAGUACGAAUUUCAAGCUUAUACUUUUAGUUACCCUUCGAGUUGACAACUAUGGAGGUUGAAAACUUCGUUUCCAAGACCCUCGAGCUCCUGCAAGAAGAGAGAGAAGCUGAAUUAGAAGAAACACGAGCAUGGCAGGAGAAUUUAUCUCCCAAGAAUCUACAGCACAAAGGAGUGUUUCUGAUGAAACUUCAGAUCGGAAGCCAACAUACUGGCAUGUAUGGCAGACGUCUAGUAGUUUUUGAACCUAGGAAAUGUAUAGGACCCUCAGUUCUUCCCAGCAAUACCUUUGGACCUGGUGAUAUUAUAGGUUUGUAUCAGUCAGAGGGUCAGGGUCAGCCAUCUGAAUUGGGCUCAGGUGUGGUAACACGUGUUACCCAGGCGUCCCUGACGGUGGCUUUUGAUGAUACACAGGACAGUUUAAACUUGGACAGAGAUGGACUCUACAAUCUAAUGAAGCUGGCAAAUAAUGUGACCUAUAGACGACUGUCAAAGGCCUUAAAGUCUUUAAAUGGAUACAGCAGUGGUCCUGCAUCUUACCUGAUCAGUGUCCUCUUUGGUUACUCAGAACCAGGGAUAUUAUCACAUCAACAUGUUUUGGAAUUUAGCAACACUGGGUUAGAUAAUUCUCAGAAAGAGGCUGUGUCCUUUGCAAUGUCUCAGAAAGAUGUUGCAAUCAUACAUGGACCACCAGGGACUGGCAAGACCACUACAGUGGUUGAAGUAAUCCUGCAGGCAGUAAAACAAGAACAAAAGAUCCUUUGCUGUGCACCUUCCAAUGUGGCUGUUGACAACUUGGUGGAGCGCCUUGUGAAGAGCAAGGUCAAGGUUUUAAGAUUGGGUCACCCAGCCCGUCUGCUCGAGUCGAUUCAGAAGCACUCACUGGAUGCGGUCCUUGCGCACAGUGACAACACCAACAUCAUUUCUGAUAUUCGCAAGGACAUGGACAAAGCUUUUAAUGAAAUGAAGAAGGCUCGGGACAAAGGCCAACGUAGCAAUCUGAAACGGGAAAUCGGGGAACUGCGGCGAGAGCUGAGGACCAGGGAGGAAACGGCUAUCACUCAGAUCCUGAAAAGAGCCGAUGUUAUUCUAGCAACUAACACUGGAGCCUCUGACGAAGGUCCUCUCAAACAUCUUCCUAAAGAUCAUUUUGACCUGGUGGUGAUAGAUGAGUGUGCUCAGGCUCUAGAGAGCAGCUGUUGGAUCGCUCUGCUCAAAGCACGCAAAUGCAUACUGGCUGGGGAUUACAAACAGCUGCCACCCACGAUCAAAUCACAGAGUGCUGCAUCUAAAGGCCUGUCUGUCAGCCUAAUGGAGAGGCUAAUAAAGAAAUAUGGAGACUCUGUGGUUCGAAUGCUGACCACUCAGUACCGUAUGAACAGUGCCAUCAUGCAGUGGGCUUCAGAGCAGAUGUAUCAGGGAAAGCUGUUUGCACACCCUUCAGUGGAGAAACACUUGCUUAGAGACCUGGCUGGUGUUGCUGAUGUUGAGGAAACCAGAAUUCCCCUUCUGCUCAUUGACACUGCAGGCUGUGGCCUGAAUGAGAUGGAGGACACAGAUGAGCAGUCUAAAGGCAAUCAAGGGGAAGUAGACAUUGUGGCACUUCAUAUCAAAGCUCUUACUGAGGCUGGAGUUCAAGUCAAAGACAUUGCAGUUAUUGCACCCUAUAAUCUCCAGGUGGAUCUUUUGAGACAGAAACUGUCCCAUAAAUAUACAGAGCUGGAGAUCAAGUCUGUUGAUGGUUUUCAGGGCAGAGAGAAGGAGGCAGUGGUGUUGUCAUUGGUCAGAUCCAACAGGAAGGGUGAGGUUGGAUUUCUUACUGAAGACAGAAGGAUCAAUGUUGCUGUGACACGUGCCAGACGCCAGCUCACGGUAGUGUGUGAUACUCAGACUGUUCGAAACCAUGAUUUCCUCAAAUCCUUAGUGGACUAUAUGUCUGAACACGGAGAAUUUCAUACUGCCUUUGAGUACCUGGAAGACUGUGUGCCACAGAAUUACAUCCGUGAUGAAAAGGACAGACAGAUCAACGCCAAAGACUCUAUAUCCGUAAAACAGAAGCCCAAGAACCAAGGCAAGAAAUCAGAGCAGGAAUACAAGAAAAGUGCAAACAAUAAAAGCAGUGAAGCGAGUCAGUCCAGUGUUCAGACAGAUCAACGUAAAAACACCAAUUCGCUUCAUUUUAAACCCAAAGACGUCAUUCAAACACAAAACAAGAGAAAGGAGAUAAAGGAUCAGCUUCUGAACUUUUUGACAGACCCAAACAAGACAGAACUACAGUUUCCUUCCACGCUAAAUUCCCACGAGCGUCUACUGGUCCAUGAGCUCUCUGAAGAAAUGGGAUUGAGGCAUGAAAGCCAGGGAGAAGGGAAAAACCGUCGCAUAACUGUGUGCCGGCCUCCAUCAGGACCAGAGAAGCCUGUGAAGGAGCCUGAACAACCAGACAUGACCGGAUGUACAGCAGGAAAGAUACAAGAAGAAUCACAAAAAGCCUCUUCACAGGCAGCUAUUGAUUUGAAAAACCUACAUUUGGAGCGAAUGCGCCGGGAGCAGGAGAAACGAGAGGAGAAAAAACAGCAAAGCAUGAGACUGGAACCAGAUUUCAAUGCAAGUAAAAACCAGUCUGUUAAGAAAGCCAAAGCAACUUCCAAAGGAAGCAGUAAGAUAAAAGCAGGAGCCGUGGAUAUAGCUGCAGCUGCCACAGCUGAUGAUGAUUUUGACUCUCUGAUCGAUUCUGUGGUUAAAGCUGACAGCGUGUGUGCUUUUGUGAAGUGCAAAGCCAGCGUCCUCACACUAGGGCAGCUCUGCCUCUACUGUAACAGACAAUACUGUCUUAGUCACCAUAUACCUGAGGUUCACGGAUGUGGAGACAAAGCAAAAGCUCAGGCUAGAAUGAGGAUAAGUAAAGAAGGGGUGCUCUACGCAGGAAGUGGACAGAAGGACAAAUCAAUGGAUCCGAAUAAAAAAGCAUAUCUGCACAGAAAACUAGACUCUAAACUGAAAGAUAUGUCAUCUCAAAGAAAAACUAAAGUCAAAGACAAAGAGAACUGACAUUCUUGGAGACACUUGAUCAAUCUAAUGCUGUUUAAUUUAAAUGUGUUGGUUAUUUACCUGAAAAUAUGUAUAGAAAGAUUUCUAUGCUUUUAAGUUUGAUCUUUAACCAGAAGGGGAUUCUGGUAAGUUCCCACAUAAGGCUGAGAACAGCUGCUAUUUAUUGCAGAUCCACUCUGGCAUGGCUUAAUGGUAUGCAAAUGUACAAACACAAAGAUAAAACAUAAAGACCAGCCAAAUUUAAUUCUCCCAACUGGCACUGACAAUGAAAAGUGGGUUUAUGAAUGACAAUUGAGCUUGAAAUACCAAUAAUGCUAGUCUGAAAUCCCUUUACAAGAUUUGUGUCUUGCAGAAUUGUUGUUGGGAGCUUAGGUAGUUGCUCCACUUUCUCUCUCAGUGAUUGAUGCAUUGAUUAUUGAUGUCAGAUGUAAUC